AUGUGGCUUCCUACUUUCUUGCUUUUCUCUUACUCACUUAUAUAUAUUAUUUCUAAAAGGCAGUCUUAUGUUGUGUACCUUGGUGGGCAUUCUCAUGGCCCGGAAGCCACAUUGGAAGAUUAUGAGCGAGUCACAGACUCUCACCAUGAGUUCUUGGGGUCCUUCUUGGGAAGCAAGGAAAAGGCCCAGGUGGAAAUGUUUUACUCAUACACCAAACAUAUCAAUGGCUUUGCUGCAACAUUGGAAGAGGAAGAAGCAAAACGGAUCUCAAAACAUCCUGAAGUAAUAUCAGUAUUUGAAAACACGGCGAAGAAAUUGCACACAACAAGAUCAUGGGAUCUAGUUGCAAUGGAGAGGGAUGGCAGGGUCCCCCACUCAUCAAUCUGGGCCCAGGCAAAGUUUGGCAAUGAUACAAUCAUUGCAACUCUUGACACUGGUGUGUGGCCAGAAUCUGAAAGCUUCAAUGAUAGAGGAAUGGGGCCGGUUCCAUCUAGAUGGAGAGGAUCCUGCCAGAAUAACACUAAAGAAGGGGUGCCUUGCAACAGGAAGCUGAUUGGAGCGCGGUACUUCACGAAAGGUUACGAAGCUGGAAGCGGGAAGAAGGUCGUCAACGGCUCUGCACGCGAUACCGAGGGCCAUGGCUCUCACACCCUCUCGACCGCGGCAGGUCGCUUUGUCCCCGGGGCCAACAUCUUCGGCCAAGCCAAUGGCACGGCCAAGGGCGGCUCUCCGGACGCGCGCGUCGCUGCCUACAAGGUGUGCUGGGAUGGCUGCUACGACGCCGACCUCAUUGCAGCCUUCGAUGCUGCCAUCCAUGACGGCGUCGAUGUGCUCUCGGUGUCCGUCGGCGGCGACCCCGCCGACUACUUCGACGACCCCAUCGCGAUAGGCUCCUUCCACGCCGUCGUCAAUGGGAUCACGGUGGUCUGCUCUGCCGGCAACUCUGGCCCCGCCCGAGGGUCAGUUUCCAACAUUGCACCAUGGAUCGUAACUGCGGCGGCCAGCACCAUCGACAGGGACUUCCCCGCCUUCCUCACUCUCGGCGACAAGAAGCAGAUGAAGGGAGGGAGCCUUGCAUCAGUAGCCCUACCAGCAAAUAAGUUUUACCCGUUGAUCAGUGGUGCUGAUGCCAAGAAAGCAAACGUUUCUGCCGCUGAUGCCCAGUUAUGCUUCAUGGACUCUCUUGAUCCCAACAAAGUAAAAGGAAAGAUCGUUGCAUGCCUCCGCGGAAUUAUUGCGCGAAUGGAAAAGGGUGCUGCAGUUCUGAGGGCUGGCGGUGCCGGGAUGGUCCUCAUAAACGAUAAACAGGACGGAAACAGCUUGCUUUCAGAUCCUUAUAUUCUUCCAGCUCUAAUGGUUACUCAUAGAGAUGGUGUUGCACUACGCAAGUAUAUGGACUCUACCAAGUCACCUGUAGCUUCCAUUUCAGCCCCAGCAACAAAACUAGGCGUAAAACCGGCACCAACGAUGGCUGCCUUCUCGUCUCAAGGACCCAAUCUCAUCUCACCACACAUUCUGAAGCCUGAUAUCACUGCACCAGGAGUGGGCAUUCUUGCUGCCUUCACGGGAGCCAGAAGUGCCACCGGCUUACCCAUGGACAAUCGUCACGUCCCAUUUAACUUGUUGUCCGGCACAUCAAUGUCAUGCCCGCAUGUUUCUGGCCUUGCUGGUCUCCUCAAAACACUUCAUCCUCACUGGACUCCUGCUGCUAUUAGAUCAGCUAUCAUGACCACCGCAAGAAGCCGGGAUAACACGGGAUCACCAAUGAAAGGGUACAACUUAUUAGAGAAAGCUACCCCAUUUGCUCAUGGUUCGGGGCACAUACGACCGAACCGUGCCAUGGACCCUGGCCUGGUCUUCGACCUCACGCUCACCGACUACUUGAACUACUUGUGUGCUUUUGGCUACAAUUCAACUCAGUUGGCUCAAUUCAGCAAGCGUUAUCGAUGCCCAGCCACUCCUAUAAAGAUGGAGGACUUCAACUACCCUUCCAUUGCAGUUCCUACCGUCACCAGGACUCUUACUCUGACUCGCACCGUGAAGAACGUUGGAUCACCAGGCACGUACAAGGCCCGAGUAGAACCUCCUUAUGGGAUAACCAUGACGGUGAAGCCAGAGAUCCUCAAGUUUGAUAAGGUUGGGGAGGAGAAGGCGUUUGAGGUCACUUUGAAGCCGCACGAAAAGAGUAUUGGCAGAGGAUAUCUAUUUGGAAGGUUGAUAUGGUCUGAUGGGAGGCAUUAUGUGAGAAUUCCUGUGGCGGUGAACGCCCUUUCAUAAGGUUGUUGG
Messenger RNA from Phoenix dactylifera (date palm), 2286 nucleotides. Lineage: Eukaryota; Viridiplantae; Streptophyta; Magnoliopsida; Arecales; Arecaceae. The record is from RefSeq and is a predicted model, not a curated record.